AUGUUUGUUUCCGUAGUAGAUACCAAAUUAUUUAUGACAGCCCAAAUCUUCUUUUAUACUGGCCUUAACGUUUUAGCCGAUGAUGGCGAAGCAAAGCAAGUUUCAACAGGAGCUACUCUCACUCGUAAUAAUUUAGUAACUAUUUGCAAUUGUCCUCCAGCACCAUCUGGUAGACCAGGUACUGAUGGAGUUCCUGGCUUACCAGGAAUAUCAGGUCAAAAAGGCCAAAAAGGCAUUAAAGGUCAACAAGGUGCACCAGGUACUCAAGGCUCAAGCGGAAUAAAAGGUGACUCGGGAGAUCAUGGGAUUUUGGGACCAAUUGGAGAGCAAGGGCCGAAAGGUUUACUUGGUCCUGCUGGCGCGGUGGGAGUGAGUGGCCCAAUAGGAGACUUUGGUGAUGUGGGUGCUACAGGGGAUCCUGGUGCAAUGGGUGAAGUUGGAUCCCCAGGUCCACCAGGUAUACCAGGUUUGCAAGGUCAACAUGGUACUAAUCAACAAGAUUCAGGUUAA
Molecule: messenger RNA, 510 nt
Organism: Condylostylus longicornis
Lineage: Eukaryota; Metazoa; Arthropoda; Insecta; Diptera; Dolichopodidae
Product: collagen alpha-1(XI) chain-like
Exons: 3
Coding region: 1-510 (169 amino acids)
Source: RefSeq, a predicted model, not a curated record